AUGGAUCAAAGAUUAGAGAGAUUAGAGCAAUUGCAAGAACAGACGCAAGCUCAGAUGCAAGAAAAACUAGAUAAAAUGCAGCAAGAUAUGGAAGAAUCCCAAAGAGAAUUAUUGAAUCAAUUAAAGCAGUUAAUGGCUGCGGGGCACGAUACGGGGAAGAGCCCCGUGGUAAAUUCUGGGGAUGAUCACGAAGACCCUGCCUACCCUCCAGGUUUCGCCCCAACUAAUAUCCAGACGCAACCAGGGGUGUACCCACAGAGGGUACCUGUCACUAUUAGAUCCCAAUACCAAGUCGGUGCCCCAGCAUCGAUGAACUUCCCAACAGGCCCGGGUUCUAACCCCAGGGAUAAUCCUACUAAUCCCGUGGUUCCUGGUCUCGACGAUGUAGCAGAAAUAGAGAAGGCAAGAAUAGACUUGCCGAAACAAUUAGAAGACCGAUGUAGAUGGCUAGAGGAGAAGUUUAAAGCCAUGGAAAAUACUAAUUACCACCGAGGAAUGGACGUCAAAGAUUUUAGCUUGGUAUCCGAUUUGGUCCUCCCUCCCAAAUUUAAAAUGCCGGAGUUUGAGAAGUAUAACGGGACAAGUUGUCCCGAAGCUCAUAUCACUAUGUUUUACCGAAGGAUGACUGGGUAUAUUAACAAUGAUCAACUGCUGAUUCACUGCUUCCAGGACAGUUUGGUCGGGUCAGCGGCUAGAUGGUACAAUCAAUUGAGUCGGGCCAACAUCUACUCGUGGAAAGAUUUGGCGCAAGCCUUUAUAAAGCAAUACAGACAUGUGAUGGAUAUAGCACCUGACCAAAUUGUAUUGCAAAACAUGGAAAAGAAACCUAAUAAGAGCUUCCGACAGUAUGCUCAGAGAUGGAGGGAAGUGGCAGCGCAAGUUCAACCACCACUUUUAGAGAAAGAGAUAACCAUGCUCUUUAUCAAUACUUUGAAAGCUCCAUUUCUCAAUCACGUGUUGGGCAGUGCCACUAAAAGCUUUUCAGACAUAGUUAUAUCUGGAGAAAUGAUAGAGAACGCCAUAAGAUGUGGCAAGAUAGAAGCAAGAGAAAGCACUAAAAGGUCAGCACCAAGAAAGAAGGAACACGAGAUAAACAACAUAAGCACGUUUAACAAGGACUAUUCUAAACCAAUCAUGGUGGGAAAAUCGAGAGCAGUAAUUGCUAAUCAUCAAGGUUCUUCGAAACAUGAAUCCAAUCCAAGGCCAAAUGUGGAAAGACUUCAAUUUACACCCAUUCCAGUAACGUAUAGGGAAUUGUACCAGAACUUAUUCGAUGCACAUGUGGUAUCUCUAUUUUACCUAAAACUCAUGCAACCUCCAUACCCUAAGUGUUAUGACACAAAUGCCCAAUGCGAAUACUACGCGGGGAUGAAGGGCACUCGAUUGAGAACUGCACUGCAUUCAAGAAGUUAG
Gossypium raimondii (Peruvian cotton) is the source of this 1413-nucleotide messenger RNA. RefSeq lists its product as uncharacterized. The transcript has a single exon. NCBI's taxonomy places the organism in Eukaryota, Viridiplantae, Streptophyta, Magnoliopsida, Malvales, Malvaceae. The record is from RefSeq and is a predicted model, not a curated record. Bases 1 to 1413 code for a protein of 470 amino acids.